Messenger RNA from Prorocentrum cordatum, 1284 nucleotides. The record is from the annotation of a GenBank genome assembly. NCBI's taxonomy places the organism in Eukaryota, Dinophyceae, Prorocentrales, Prorocentraceae.
AUGGAUCAGAGCUGCCUCGAGUCCAGGUGCUGCCUCGACGAGGGGCUGCAGUGCUACGCCAAAGACGAGACUUUUGCCAGGUGCAAGCCCUCGUGUGUCCCCGGGCCAGACAUGCAAGACGUGGACGGGAAGCAUUGGAGCUGCGAGCAGCUCGGUCCUCGCACACCCGGCACGAUCACAGAGGUGGACGCGACGAAGCUGCCAGUCCCGAGUUGGGUCAGGUGGGCGUGCUCCAGCAAGGGCGAAGACUGCAGCGCCCGCGGGUGCUGCAAGGACCGGGGCCACCAGUGCUUCGGGGAGAGCGGCGGCGCCGGCCUCUGCAGGGUCGAGUGCGAGGAGGGCUCGGCGUGCGAGGCGAGGGGGCCGCGGACGCCCGGGAGGCCCCGGCGGGGCUCGUUCCUGGUCAUCGGGGACUGGGGCUGGGACCCGCACGCUUACGGCAGUCAGCAGAACCACGAGUGCCAGGCUUCGAUUGCGCGGCUGAUGGACCGCACCAUGGGCGAGCUUGGGGACGUCAGGUUUGUCGUCAACGUGGGCGACUCGUUCUAUCCGAACGGCGUGAAGGACAGGGUCGACCCGCAGUGGGAGGCGAAGUGGCGGAGUCUCUACAGCUUCCAGAUUCGUGCAGUCCCCUGGUACAGCGUGUACGGGAACCACGACCUCCACGAAGCAUCGUGUGCGUGCACCGAAGACGAGUCGCAUUGCGCCCAAGCAAACUAUAACGAGGACGAUCGGGACUUCUUCGCGAUGCCAGGCACAAGCUACUACAAGGAGCUUCCCGAUCUGGGUAUCGAGGUCGUGGGCCUAGAUCUCAACCACUUUGUCGGCGGAGACCGAGCCAGGAGCAAAGACGAACUGAAAUUCGGCUCGACGGCGGAGUGCAUCUCGAUCAUCCGCAAUCGCACCCAGCGGGGCUUCGACCUCUUCUUCGAGCGAGCUGAGAAGUCGAACGCCACAUCCUUGGUCGUCUUCUCCCACUACCCGACGGACUACUUCUCCCUCGCCCCGGAGUUCCUCGCGGCACUCAGGGACAACUCGCGACACGACAUCACGUACUUCGGCGGCCACCGGCACAGCACCGACAACGUCAGCACCACCUCCACCAGGCCGAACACGAACUGGGUCGUGGGCGGCGGCGGCGGCUGGGGCUGCGACUCAAACAAGCAGGGCUUCGUGGUCGGAGAGGUCAACGUCGACGGCUCCAUCUCGACCCGCGCCGUCUGGGCCUCUCCGGGGACGUGCUGCGACGGUCAGCAGCUGGGCGAGCCGAGGCCCGUCAGGUAG